Messenger RNA from Salpingoeca rosetta, 1515 nucleotides. RefSeq lists its product as uncharacterized. NCBI's taxonomy places the organism in Eukaryota, Choanoflagellata, Craspedida, Salpingoecidae. The record is from RefSeq and is a predicted model, not a curated record. The transcript is spliced from 8 exons. The coding region runs from base 1 to 1515 and encodes 504 amino acids.
AUGCCAGCUGUCGUGCCCCAGCACAAACACCAGCACCAGAGUCAGCAGCACCAGCAAAGCAUGGAUCCUCCCGUGAUGUUCCAUCGCCGUCAGGCGUCCUUGCACAAGAACCGGCACACCCUCCAACGGCACAACCAGCCCAACACAGCACAACAGCAGCCGCAGCACGUCUUCCGCUCCCGCCAACACAUCCCUGCAGCGUCAGACCACUCGGUUGAGCUCGACAAACUGCGGCGGGAGUUGCGUAUCUUGGAGAAGGAUUUGGCCGAGGCGCAGAUGAAGCGAAGCAAGGCCAACCAGCUGACUGAAGUGAGAUUAGAGAAGCGAAACGCAGAGGGCAGUGCGGCCAGGGCACAUGAGGAGAAUGCACGAUUGCGGCUGCAACUGUCGGAGCAGCAGGCACACGCACAGCAGCAGUUGAACGAGCGCGAUGUGUUCAUCGCACAACUGCGGGCACGCAUUACACAGCUGGAACAGGAGGCUGGCGAAGCAAUCGAUUAUCAUGACGGCGGUGGUGGCACUGGUGAGGAAGAGCGUGAGUGUGACGAAGUUGAUGGCUAUGGCGUGCAACAGGAGGAAGAACAAGACGAAGAACAGGGUCAGCAGCUGCCCUCGCGACAACCGCAGCAACAGCAGCAACAUGUGGAGGACGAUGGAGAUGGGAAUGCGGAGAGGAUACCAGAGGGGUCGAAGGAAGCGUGGAGGCUUGCUGUUCUCAAGAUGCGCUCUGUCGUCGUCAUGCUCAGGACGCGGCUGCAGGAUACGCGGGCUGAGCUUGAGAAGCAGCGAGCCAAGUGCGCGCAGUGCGAGCGGCGGCUGGGCGAUGAGCUGUCCGCACACAUGCACGAGAAGGACCAGCUUGUGGCAGCGCUGAACACUGAACGCACUCGCGUGGAGCGACUCUCCUCCAUGCUUCUGGCGUUCAAGGACCAGUCCACGCGGCUGCAGCAGGAGCUGGCGCAGUACCAGGUGGGCGAGAUCCCCGAAGAGACACAACGUCUUCAGAUUGAACUGGAGUCAGCCCGCAAGCAGCUCCAGGCACUGCAAACCCUCUACACACCAAACUUGCAAUUGCUCGGUUUGAGCGGCAUGGGCAUGUCUGCAUCUGCGGAGAAGCUGCCGGUCUCCCCUGCGACGGCGACCAACAUGUCGACGCUGUACAACGGCAACCCGACCAGCGCGCAGCUGGUCCCGGCAUCGUCAACAGUCUCCCUACACACGACGUCUCGUAGUGCACCCGCGGUCACCCCACCCUUGCGGCAGAUGCUUGCCGGCUCAGGGCCAUCUCGCCGCCCACACUCCCUCUACCUGCCGACAACGACGUCAGCGACAGAGGGCAAUGGUGGUGACGGCGGUGGUGGUGGUGGUGGUGAUGUACGCAUGCGGGCUGGUGGCGGCGCUGUUACCCGGAGCAUGGCGCUUGCGCGCGCAAACCAGCGGCUGCGUGAGCAGGUUGCACAUUUGCAGCGCCAGCUCUCCUGCGCAGACCCCAAGUCCCCUUCCACCCCCGUCUAA